AUGGCUCCGGCCACCCCCAGCUCAUCUCCCCGUGGGGCAGCCCCGCUCUGCCGCUCCCUGAGGCGGUGGCAGAAUCGCUGCCCAGAAAACUGGCGGCAGCAGGACUCCAGCGAGAAGAAAGCUGUCAGGCAAAAGCCAGAAAGAGAGGCAUUUGCGUGGAUAGGGGACGAACCCGACCCCGUGUUAAAAAGCUUUCCAGAAAAGCUGAAAGUACUUCUUAUUUACAGGUUUCCUCUUACAAGACCUGAUCUUUGCAAGAAAUGGGAAGCUGCUGUUAAAAGGAAAAACUUCAAGCCAACCAAGUAUAGCAGCAUUUGUUCAGAACACUUUACUCCCGAUUGCUUUAAAAGGGAAUGCAACAACAAGCUUCUGAAAGAAAAUGCUGUGCCCACAAUAUUUUGUUAUACUGAGCCCAGUGAAAAGCCUGAAGAAUUUGCAGAACAGCCAGAAGAUCCACUACCGCCGCCUCCGCCGCCGCCACCGCCGCCGCCACCACCACCACCACCACCACCAGCUGCUCCAGCACUACCACCGUCUCCAUCAACUCCUUCUUUUCAUUUGUCUCAAAUAGAUGCCAGAUUCGUAGAUCCAAGUAUUGGAUUAUUGAUGCCUCCUCUCCAGACCCCUAGCAAUCUUGCUGUUUUUUGUGAUCACAACUAUACCGUAGAGGAUACAGUUCAUCAGCGAAAAAGAAUUCAGCAGCUGGAGGAACAAGUUGAAAAACUGCGGAAGAAGCUCAAGACAGCACAACAGCGAUGCCGGCGUCAGGAAAGACAAAUUGAAAAACUGAGAGAGAUCGUUCAGUUUCAGAAAGAAAAAGACAUAUUGGCAGGAAAAGGCUAUGUGAUUCUGCCCAAUGACUAUUUUGAAGUUGUAGAAGUACCUGCCUAGAAGUCAUGAACACCGGUUUUCACUUUGCUCGGCCAAGAAAUUUAGUUUAAAAACUAAAUGCUCUCUAAUUCUGUGUGUAAGACUCUCCAGAAUUCUAAAACAGUAAAUAAGUAGUCAUACAAAUGAGAUCACAUUUUUUCUUCAUUAUCAUUUCAGUUCGAUACACUUUUAAUAUAUUGAAAAUGCAAGCAUCUCAGAAUUAGAAUAUACAUCUGGUUUACAAAAUCUGAAUUGCUUUACAGAAGGAAAGGAUGCAAGGUUGAAUACAUUUUAAAUCUUUUAAUUUUUU
Molecule: messenger RNA, 1180 nt
Organism: Aptenodytes forsteri (emperor penguin)
Lineage: Eukaryota; Metazoa; Chordata; Aves; Sphenisciformes; Spheniscidae
Gene: THAP1
Product: THAP domain containing 1
Exons: 3
Coding region: 1-891 (296 amino acids)
Molecular function (GO): sequence-specific DNA binding
Source: RefSeq, a predicted model, not a curated record